AUGGAAUCAAGAAUCCUUGCAACAGAUACAGGACAAGAAGGCAAGGCUGCCAUACCGGAGAAGCCUUAUUUUAAUAUGUAUUUCUAUCAAAACACAUCAAGCAGACCCGCGCCCACCAGCACCAGCACCAGCAAAGCAUCAGCCCGACCCUUUCUGUGUAUCAAUCAAAACACCAUUCAAGGACUAAGGGUGCAAUGCGGGGUCUUCCGAAUGGACAGAAGUGAAUGGAUAAAAUCGCCAUCUUUUGUGCUGGCUUUUGGCUAUUGGUUUGGCAUGUCUCGCUAG
Cylindrotheca closterium is the source of this 285-nucleotide messenger RNA. NCBI's taxonomy places the organism in Eukaryota, Bacillariophyta, Bacillariophyceae, Bacillariales, Bacillariaceae. The record is from the annotation of a GenBank genome assembly.